Molecule: messenger RNA, 1355 nt
Organism: Triticum aestivum (bread wheat)
Lineage: Eukaryota; Viridiplantae; Streptophyta; Magnoliopsida; Poales; Poaceae
Exons: 2
Coding region: 560-1354 (264 amino acids)
Source: RefSeq, a predicted model, not a curated record
UUAACCAAUCAACAAUAACCACCCUGUUAAACCCCCCUAACCAGCCCGUGAGUCUAGCAUCUCUCGCCAACAGUGACGGAGAAAGGAGAGGUUGAAAGCAGGACGUCGUCACCACCUGUAACCAUGGUGGAAGAGCACGGGGAUGUCGUCCAUGGACACGAGCACCAAUCAAUGGGCUGCCUGGGGUCUGGCCCAUUGAUGGGUCCAUCACUGACCGCCCCGUACCAUGCCGCACGGCGGAAGAGCGCAGCGCCAUUCGUGGACGUGCGGGUGGAGUAUCUUGCGGGUGGGCAUGAUUGUUUGAUUUGACCAAUGUAUUUUUAUGCUCAGAUUUGAUGAGUUUGUGUGGCAAAAUUCAAUAUGAGGAUUAAAUCAAUUCUAGCACCAAUCUCAUGUUAAAAUUAGUUCAGUAGGUCACCCGCAAAAAAGUAAAAUUAGUUCAGUAGAUAAAAUGAAAAUAUAUAGAUAAUUACUCCUUUGGGAAACAUAUCUCCAUUUCCGCAUACACAACUUUGUUGCCGUCUCGAUCGUUAGGUACAACCUCAGCUAGCUAGCUCCCAUGGCAUCCUCCUCCCCGACCUCCUCAUCCUGGUCGCCGGAGAACGACCUUCUUACCAAGCCCACCCGCGUCCAAGCUCCAAGCAAAAUAGCCCGCGACGGAGGCGACGAGGACGACGACGACGUCUCGCCCUGGCGGGAUGCCUCGCGGCUGCGCAGUGUCGAAGCCCUGAGAGCCAUCUGCAGGAAGUACUCCAUCCCCGACGGCUUCACCCCUCUCCUCGCCGGCGACCGGUCGGCGCGCGCGCUGCCACCGCCAGGGUCCGUCUGCGUGUUCGUCGACGCGCUGGAGGCCGGGAUGCGCUUGCCUCUCCACUCCUUCUUCGGCGCGGUGCUCGACCACUUUGGGAUAGCCCCGGGCCAGCUCGCCCCCAACGGCUGGCGCGCCCUGGCGGGGUUCGUCGUGCUCUCCCACUUCGCUGGCGCGCCGCCAUCGCUGCCGGUGUUCCGGCACUUCUUCACGCUGUUUUUGUUGCCGCACAGGCUCUACUCCCUCCGAGGCAAGGACGCUGCCAGCGCCGGUCCGCUCUUCCGCCAGUUGAAGGGCACGGACGCGCGGUGGAGGAAGGAGUUCUUCUUCCUGUCGUCACCGGCAGCGUCGCCGUGGCAGUGCCUUGUUCAGUGGGGGAGGCCAUUCAAGUCCGCCACGUCUGACCCGUCGCUCACCGGCCCGGGGAAGGCCGUGGCGGCGAGCCUGCUGCGCGCUCGCGGUGGUUCCCCGAUCGAUCUCACGGCGUAUCUCCGCGACAGCAACUUGGCCGCGGCCAAGAUCAUCGUGGCACUAAAUUUUUUUUGAA